Molecule: messenger RNA, 1445 nt
Organism: Eruca vesicaria subsp. sativa (arugula)
Lineage: Eukaryota; Viridiplantae; Streptophyta; Magnoliopsida; Brassicales; Brassicaceae
Source: the annotation of a GenBank genome assembly
CUUCUCUACUGUUCCCCUUCCUUCAAUCUUCUUCUUCUUCCUCUUUCAUCAUCUUCUCCCUCUUUAAAGAUUCCAUCUUCUCUUUCUAUAAAAAUCGCUUCAGACAGAUCUCUUCUCAGGUUGUUACAGCUCACACUCGACAGGGUUUUGUCAUGACAAGAAGAGUUUGAGUUUUUUCUUUUUCUUUUUUAAAAGAUCGAUUUUCUUAACAUUAAAAAGAAAAUGGGUUCGUUAGGAGAUGAGCUUAGUCUAGGAUCAAGAAGACACAGUUCGAUGCCGACAAAAGCUUGGAAGAUCAUGAAUGUUAAAAAGCUUGAAGAAGAGAAGAAGAAGAUCCAAGGCAGUGAUCUUCAGCUUCCUCUCUGUUUACAGAUCCUAAAUGAUGCGAUUUCGUAUUUGAAGGAAGAAGAGAACAAGAGAUGUUCAGAGAUGGAUACUCAACCAUUGUUGAAAGAUUUCAUGUCUGGAGAUGGUUCAUUGCUGAAAAGAGAGGAGCUUAUAGAGGAGAAUAAGUUUCAGCUAUGGAGAGAAGGAAAUGAUCACAUCCCAAACGGAAGAUUCUCAGACACGAACAACAAACUAGAUAUUGAGGCUCCAGAGGUAGAAACCGGUUUAGGUCUCGGUUUAGCUUCUAGUUCGAUGGUUAACGGAGGAAGAAGAAAAGGGAAUGCCUCUUGUGGAUUUACAUCUAACUCUGUGCCACAGCCACCAGCAUUUCUUCAGCAGCAAGCGUUGUUGCGGAAGCAAAGAAGGUGUUGGACUCCUGAGUUGCAUCGCCGUUUCGUUGAUGCAUUGCAACAACUCGGUGGUCCUGGAGUUGCAACUCCUAAGCAAAUCAGAGAGCAUAUGCAAGAAGAAGGCUUAACAAAUGAUGAAGUGAAGAGUCAUUUACAGAAGUACCGGUUACAUAUCAGGAAGCAUGAUUCGAAUCCGGAGAAACAAUCAGUAGUUGUUUUAGGGAUUAACUUGUGGAACUCAUCACAAGGGGAAGAAGAAACUGGUGAAGGAGCAAAGAGAAGCAACUCGCAGCAGUCGGGUUCUCCUCAGGGUCCAUUGAACUUACCUUCUACAACGACUACUACAACAUUUGGAGAUAGUAGCAUGGAAGAUGCUGAAGAUGCUAAAUCCGAGAGCUUUCAGAUUUGGAGAGAUUGAAAUCUCCAUAGACCUCAAAAACAUUUUUCAAUUACUUCGUUUUUCUUAUACUGGAUUCACUACUAUGCUAGUAGUAGUAAAUGAGAACAAUAAUGAUAGAAAGGAUAUAUAGGUUUAUUAUAUAUAUAGAAAGUGAGAGAGCAAAAGAGUGAGGAUUUUUGUGUACGGCAUUUUUGGUUGGGUUUUAAUUGAGGUAUUACUCUAGUAGUAAUCUUAAUAUUUGAAAAUAUGCUUUGAAUUUUAUUGAUUUCUUUUAUAUAUGGUUUAAAAUUAUAUACAAAUUUAGCGUU